CACCAGUCUUGCUCCUUCUGAUUGUCAGAGGACUUCUCGUCUCUGGCAACUUGUAGAGGGGAGAAACCAAGGUGCUGUGCUGCUCUUUUACGAAACAGGCCUGCCAUCAUACCGGCUGUGCUGGAAUCUGCAACUUCAAUGAGUUAGUUUCCAUGGAAAUCUUGAGUGCUAAAAGAUCCAACAAUGCUACCUCUUGCUGCCUUGGAGAUAUUUCGUGCAAGGUGCCUUCAGUGGCUAGCAAUUUCUGGUUCUGUGAGAGCUUUGCAUAAAGAUUACCGAACAGCAACUCCUCAGAAUUUUUCCAGCUAUGAGUCCAUGAAACAAGACUUCAAACUGGAGAUUCCAGAGUAUUUCAAUUUUGCUGAAGAUAUCCUGGACCAGUGGACCAAUAUGGAAAAGGUUGGAAAGAGACCUUCCAAUCCAGCUUUCUGGUGGAUAAAUGGAAAUGGAGAAGAGGUGAGGUGGAGUUUUGAGGAACUGGGAUCAUUAUCCAGGAAAUUUGCCAACAUACUAACAGAAGCUUGUUCCCUGAAAAGGGGAGAUCCAGUAAUUGUGAUUCUGCCCAAGAUUCCAGAGUGGUGGCUUGCAAAUGUGGCCUGUUUGCGAACAGGGACAGUUUUAAUUCCGGGAACCACCCAGCUGACCCAGAAAGACAUACUCUACAGACUACAAUCUUCAAAAGCAAAGUGCAUUAUCACCGAUGAUAUAUUAGCUCCAGCAGUAGAUGCUAUUGCAUCCAAAUGUGAAAAUCUGCACUCCAAGCUAAUUGUGUCUCAGAAGUCCAGACAGGGGUGGGGGAACCUCAAGGAGAUGAUGAAGUGUGCCAGUGACAACCACAGCUGUGUGAAGACUAAACACAAUGAGAUGAUGGCCAUUUACUUUACCAGUGGAACAACUGGAAUGCCGAAGAUGAUCGGACACACCCACAGCAGUUUUGGUUUAGGAUUAUCUGUAAAUGGAAGGUAUUGGCUGGAUUUGACACCUUUGGACGUGAUGUGGAAUACCUCAGACACAGGCUGGGCAAAGUCUGCAUGGAGCAGUGUUUUUUCUCCAUGGAUCCAAGGAGCCUGUGUAUUUGCCCAUCAUUUGCCUCGUUUUGAACCAGCUUCCAUCUUACAAACACUAUCUGAGUUUCCCAUCACAGUCUUUUGUUCAGCACCCACUGCAUACCGAAUGCUUGUACAGAAUAAUAUAAAAAGCUGGAAAUUCAGAAGUUUAAAGCACUGUGUGAGUGCUGGGGAACCAAUCAACGCUGAGGUGACUGAACAGUGGAGAAACAGUACGGGCCUGGAUAUCUAUGAAGGAUACGGACAGACAGAAACGGUGCUAAUCUGUGGAAAUUUUAAGGGAAUGAAAAUUAAGCCUGGCUCAAUGGGAAAACCUUCUCCUGCUUUUGAUGUUAAGAUUUUAGAUGAAAAUGGCAAUGUUCUACCUCCCGGACAAGAAGGAGAUAUUGGUCUUCAAGUUCUACCUAACCGACCAUGUGGCCUUUUUACUCAUUAUGUAGAUGAUCCUUCAAAAACAGCUUCAACUCAACGAGGCAAUUUCUAUAUCACUGGGGACAGAGGGUAUAUGGAUGAAGAUGGAUAUUUCUGGUUUGUUUCAAGAUCAGAUGAUAUCAUAUUAUCCUCUGGUUACCGAAUUGGACCAUUUGAAGUAGAAAGUGCCCUGAUGGAGCACCCUUCAGUUGCAGAGUCAGCUGUUGUCAGUAGCCCAGACCCCAUCAGAGGAGAGGUAGUAAAGGCUUUUAUUGUUCUGAAUGCUGAUUACAAAUCACAUGAUCAAGAGCAACUGAUAAAGGAGAUUCAGGAGCAUGUAAAAAAAACUACAGCACCUUACAAAUAUCCCAGAAAGGUAGAAUUCAUUGAAGAGCUGCCAAAGACCAUCAGUGGAAAGAUAAAAAGAAAUGAACUUAGGGAAAAAGAAUGGAAAACAAUUUAAAUUUAUUCCAUUAAUUAUUAUAGCAUCUAUGAAACAAACAUGGUAUCUAUAAAUCUAUGGAAACCAUAAGAUUAUGAAGAGGUGGUAAAAAUAUAUGGUAGAAUGCUUACAAACUGUUGAGUGAAGACAUUUUACGGUUAUGACAUCAGAUUUUGAAAUAAAAUAUUCACUAAAUUA
Chinchilla lanigera (long-tailed chinchilla) is the source of this 2118-nucleotide messenger RNA. It is a transcript of the gene Acsm3, whose product is annotated as acyl-CoA synthetase medium-chain family member 3. Gene Ontology annotation, molecular function: fatty-acyl-CoA synthase activity; fatty acid ligase activity. The record is from RefSeq and is a predicted model, not a curated record. The coding region runs from base 184 to 1941 and encodes 585 amino acids. Gene Ontology annotation, cellular component: mitochondrial matrix. NCBI's taxonomy places the organism in Eukaryota, Metazoa, Chordata, Mammalia, Rodentia, Chinchillidae. The transcript is spliced from 14 exons. Gene Ontology annotation, biological process: acyl-CoA metabolic process; fatty acid biosynthetic process.